CUACGUAACUUCACCCAUUCGACUUUGCGUCCCCGUAGAGGGAGCCGGACACGACCGUCUCCACACAUUUGGGAAUUUUGAUUUGUGGUUGGCAUUUUCUCCGUCGAUAUAACCUGAGAUUUCUAUGACAGAAAGAAGUGGAAUAUUACUCUGAAGGAGCCUCCAGUACAAGGAAUUUGAAAGUGGGCUGCGUCACUGAGUGUGAAGGAGAGCAACCAUGGCUGAAGUGGCGAGCAUGAGCAACCUGGAAACCAUGGAGACUGUUGAUAGCAUGAAUGACACAGAGGAGGUUCACACUGAGGAAGAGGAGGUUCACACUGAGGAAGAGGAAGAAGAAGAAGAAGAAAAAAUCACAGAGGGGGUCCAAAGCUCAAAUGACAACGCAACGACAGCAGAUGAGGCCAAGGAGGAUAAGAGUGCAAUGGAAGAGGAAAAGGCUGACACAGUCAAAAGUGAUGCACAGGCUAUGCAGGAUGUAAAGAUGGAUGCAGAGAGUGUGAGUGAGGAUGUUAACAUGGAGGAUGUACAAAGCAGUGCUGAUACUGAAAAGGUAAACAAUGUGGCCAGUAUGAAUGGUGAUGCCAAGGAGCCUGAGACACAAACUAUGAAUGGAGUUGAGAGCAUGGAUGAGGACAAAAAGAAAACUGACAGUCAAGCAGACGCUAAGACUGAAACCAAACGGACGAGGAGCAGGAAAGGAGCCAGAGGGGAAGGGAGAGCUCAGAGGGACGCCAGCAUGACAGACAUAAAGAACAUUGCCGAUGUCGUAUGUGAGGAAGAUGAUAAUGUAAAUGAAGUGCAGAUAAAACAAGAGAAACUCUUCAAAGCCGCUAAGCCAGUGCAGAGGAGCUACGUGCCAAAGAUUGGAAAAGGAGACGUAAAGAACAAGUUUGAGGCCAUGCAGAAGGCCAGGGAGGAGCGCAGCCGGGCAAGGAACCAGGAUGAGCAGGCUAAGAGGAAGGAGCAGUACAUCAAGGAGAGAGAGUGGAACCGCCGCAAACAGGAGAUAAAAGAGCUCUUAGCAUCCAGCGAUGAGGAGGACGUGAAACCGGCAAAAACGGAGAAAUCGUAUGUUCCCAAGAUCACAGGCAGCGUGAAGGGAAAGUUUGCUGAGAUGGAGAAACAGAGGCAAGAGGAGGAGAGGAAGAGGACAGAGGAGGAGAGGAAGAAACGCGUUGCACAGGAAACCCUGGAGAAGGCAAAGAUCCAGAAAGAGCUGGCCAAGAAGGCCGAGGAGACACACUCUACUUUACAGGAAGGAGACGAUACCAUCCUGGUGCGAGUGGUCCCAGCCAAGCCAUUCAAACCUCCAGGUAAGAUUAAGAUGAACUUCGAGGACAUGGAGAAGAGCCGUGAGGAGGAGGAGAAGAAGAAGGCCGAGGAGGAGAAGAAGAAGAGAUAUGACGAGAACAGGCGCUCCUUCCGCGAAGUUAAGCGCCGCUCCAUGGCCCCACAGAAUGAGGAGGAUGUGCAGCCCAGAGAGAGGGAGCAGGUGUGUCCUGGCAAGCUGAAGAUGACGUUUGAGGAGCUGGAGAAGGAGCGGCAGGAGCAGCAGAGGAGGCAGGCUGAGGAGGAGGCCAAGCGGCGCCUGCUGGAGGAGAAGAAAGCCUUUGAGGAGGCCAAGUCCCAAAUGGGGGAUGAUGAGGAAAGCAUGCAAGAUGACCACGGAGACAAGGAGGAGUUCAGGCCAGGCAAGCUGAGGCUGAGCUUUGAGGAGCUGGAGAGGCAAAGAGUGGAGGAGGAACGCAAGCGGGCGGAGAAGGAGGCCAAGAGACGGAUGGAGGAGGAGAGGAGAGCUUUCGCAGAGGCCAGGAAGAGCAUGCUCCUAGAUGAGGACGACGACAUCUUGCUGGCCAUGAUCAAUGCUGAGGGUGCCAAACCGGGGAAGCUGGGCAUCAGCUUUGAGGAGCUGGAGAGGCAGAGGAGGGAGGAGGAGCAGAAGAGAAAGGAGGAGGAGGCCAAGCGCCGCUUGGAGGAGGAGAAGAGGCUCUUUGCCGAGGCUCGCAAGAGCAUGAGCCCAGGAGGGGAUCAGGAAAGGUCAAUGACUUCAUAUGGAGAUGGAGAAGUACAGGACGAUGAGGAGGGUCUGGUGAAGACAACAUCUCAGGAAGCCCUGCACCCUGGGAAACUGGAGAUCAACUUCGAGGAGAUGCUGAAGAUGAAAGAGGAGGCCGGGAGGAAACGCAAGGAGGAGGAGAGGCGGAAGAAAAUGGAGAUGGAGAAGAAGGAGUUUGAACAGCUCCGACAAGAGAUGGAGGAGGAUGAGGUGAAUGAAAGCUCGGAGACGGUGAGUGCUGAGUAUGCAGAGCUCACAAAGCUGAAGCGAACUGGUUCCAUUCAAGCCAAGAACCUGAAGUCCAAGUUUGAGAAGAUCAAACAGCUGACUGACGAGGAGAUCCAGAAGAAAAUUGAGGAGGAGAGAGCGAGAAGGAAAGCCAUUGACCUUGAAAUCAAAGAGAGGGAAGCGGAACGAUUCCAGGAGGAUGAAGAGGAAAACAGACAUGACGCUGCAAAAGAGAUGGACGCGCCAUUUAAGCAGAAGGUGGACAUGCGUGCACGCUUUGAGCAAAUGGCCAAGGCCCGCGAGGAGGAGGAGAGGAGGAGGAUUGAGGAGCAGAAGUUGCAGAGGAUGCAGUUUGAACAGCAGGAGAUUGAUGCGGCUCUCCAAAAAACAAAGGACGAUGAGGAAGAGGAAGAGGGAAGCAUCAUCAACAGCUCAGCAGCCUACGAUGAUGAAGAGGACCACGCCAGGUCCGGGGCCCCAUGGUUCAAAAAGCCCCUGAAAAACCAGUCAGUGGUGGACGCCGAGCCCGUCCGGUUCACAGUGAAGAUCACAGGCGAGCCCAAACCCGAGGUCACCUGGUGGUUCGAGGGAGAAAUGCUCCCGGACAGCGAGGACUACCAGUACAUUGAGCGCGGGGAGACAUACUGCCUCUACCUGCCGGAAACCUUCCCUGAGGACGAGGGAGAGUACAUGUGCAAAGCCGUCAACAGCCGAGGCACAGCCGCCAGCACAUGCAUCCUCACAGUGGAAACGGAGGACUACUGAUUCACCCCUUCUGUGGAACUUUCCCCUUGGUUUUUUUCUGUUGUUUUUUUGUAAAUCUUGAUCUUCAUUUCUCAUGGUAGGGCCAAACAAUAGGGAGGAGGCAGCAGCAUUACAUUAUUAUGUCAUAUUUUCUUUCUUUCUUUCUCUUACCAUUCCUCCAAAGGAGAACAUAAACUGCUAUCAGUGCAAAAAUGUUGUUUACAUAUAACUGUACACAAACCUGCACUUACUCACAGUAAUCAUGCUCAAAUCUAAAAGAAAUCUGUGCCAAAACUCAAGUUUUGCUCCCAUGUGUGGUUGCUAUCAUGAAUUGUGCAUAAAUUAUACUGUUUUUAAAACUCUUACAUGAAACUUUUGCAGGGUUUGGUCCGAGACCCUCAUUAUACUGAUGAUUUCCAACAGUAACAAAUAAGAUAAAAUUAUCUAAAAUGAUAUUCCUUCUUAUGAUUUGAUGUUUCUUUUUUAAGCUCAAAAUGAGUAUCAAAAGUGUAGUUUUGCAUACCAAUUAGAAUUUCUGUUUAGAAUCUUUUACUUUUACAUUUUGUGAUUUAAGUAUCUGAUUUAUGUUCAUUAUGACUGAAUGUAAGUUUUCAUAUCUCCAAAAGUUUUUCAUGUACCGAAUGUUGACUCUAGCAGAAUUGACAUUAAGGCACUGUAAUAGCACUAGCCUAUAACAGUAGUUACAAAUAAGGCUUUGGUUAGACAGAAUAUUUCUGAUAAAUGAAAAUUAUAAUAAAAAAAAACUUAAAAUAGCAAUCUGGUGACACCGGUGUCUUUUUCAUAGUUAACGUAACAUAAUUUGGUUCAAGCAUGAGUUACAAUAAAUCACCAAGUUGUCAAUAUCAGAGUUUGUUGGAUGAUGUCUUCUAUUAAGAUGAGGCUUGGCUCAGAGUUUGGCAACCUUAACUCUCAAAAGAGCUAUUUUUUGACCAGAAAUAAAAAAAAAAGAAAUCUGUCUGGGGCCACACAAAUAUGUGAGCCCAUGAAAUCCAGGGAGGCCUCAGCAUAUUGGUCUGAAUUAGCUUCACACACCAUCACCUAAAUCAGGGGUUGGAUGUACCCUGUUGGAAGUACCCUAACCGUUUUACAUUGCCCAAUGUUUUUCUCCACAUUAUAAUAAUCAGAAUCAUGAUGAUAAUUAUAACAAUACAAUUCUGUUAGCAUGUAAUAACCUUAACAUUUCUGCUCAGUGUUCAAAUGUUUUCCCUGACGAUCUACACAAACAAAUUUGAUUUGUUUUACUCCAAAUAUUUUUACACUAUUACUGACCUGGUAAGACAUAGACUGUAUAAAUAAUGAAAAGUCCAGCAAAGUAUAAAGGUAAAGUAAGGAGCACCAGGAUAUGACAUAUUAAGCAGAUACAUUUCAGCUGACAGUUUUCAAAACAUUUCUCUGUUUUUUUUAUACAUUUUACUCUGGGUAUAGGCUACACAUUUCCAGUAGUUAAUAACGUAAGGAUGGUAGCCUGGAGAUUCCAGACCCAAAUCCGAAAGAUUAAGGGUCUGCCCAUGACUAAUGUAAUGGCCCAUGGCCCAGUACUAUUUUCAAUAGUACUAUUUCAAUUUUAGACAAAAAGCCAGGGAGUCACCAGAGAGGGGCUGAAGGGCCACGUGUGGAGCUGACCCCUGGUCUUGACCUAUUCAGGUCAAGGCAGAAUAGUAGGCAACCCAUCUCCUCAUGCACCCACACAUUGUUUUGGCUUUGUCAUAAAUUAGGGGAGAAUGGGGAUGGUUGCAACAAGGGGAUCAGGAAUGAUACAGUGAUGAUAUACUGCACAUGCUCAGUUAACCUCUCCUCCUUCCUGGGAGAAAGCAGCCAUGUGGCCAUUUUUUCUACAAGAAUAGCCUACUUUUCAAGGUAGGCCUAAAAGUAUAUGUUUUUUUAUGGAUUAAUAAAGAACACAUUUCAAUA
Molecule: messenger RNA, 4960 nt
Organism: Alosa alosa (allis shad)
Lineage: Eukaryota; Metazoa; Chordata; Actinopteri; Clupeiformes; Clupeidae
Gene: nexn
Product: nexilin (F actin binding protein)
Exons: 15
Coding region: 218-3049 (943 amino acids)
Biological process (GO): dendrite self-avoidance; homophilic cell-cell adhesion; axon guidance
Cellular component (GO): plasma membrane; axon
Molecular function (GO): cell-cell adhesion mediator activity
Source: RefSeq, a predicted model, not a curated record